This is a messenger RNA of Cajanus cajan (pigeon pea), 1615 nucleotides long. RefSeq names its product protein Brevis radix-like 4. The record is from RefSeq and is a predicted model, not a curated record. NCBI's taxonomy places the organism in Eukaryota, Viridiplantae, Streptophyta, Magnoliopsida, Fabales, Fabaceae.
GGUGCGAGAGGGAGAAUUCCAACACAAAAAGCAGAUUCCUCUCCGCUCCUUCCUCCGCUACGUAAACAAAACCAAAGACCAAAAAGCAAAAGCCAAAGGAAAGGAAAGGAAGAAGAAAACACACACACACACACACUCUCAUUUCUCUUCUUCUUCUUCUUCCUCCUCACAUCACGCUAAGUAACCGAUCCGAUUCCGCACACUCCAAAAUGCUCACGUGCAUCGCACGCCCCAAGAAACCCGGCGCCGACUCGGCCACCGAGGAUCCGAGUUCGCGAGGGCAGGCGAAGUCGCUCACGGCGCAGAUAAAGGAGAUGGCGCUGAAGGCCUCGGGCGCCUACAAGCAGUGCGCGCCAUGCGCGCCGCACCCGAGUCGGCUCAGCCGCGGCGACUCGGAGUCGGAGUCGUCGCGGCGGCGGUGGGGGAAGGAGCUGGAGGCGCGGCUGAAGGGGAUAUCGAGCGGCGAGGGGACGCCGAGCUCGAGCGGGCGGCGAGUGGUGCUGCUGCUGGAGGAGGAGGAGGAGCCCAAGGAGUGGGUGGCGCAGGUGGAGCCCGGCGUUCUCAUCACCUUCGUCUCGCUUCCGCGUGGCGGGAACCACCUCAAAAGGAUUCGAUUCAGUCGCGAGAUAUUUAACAAAUGGCAAGCUCAAAGAUGGUGGGCAGAGAACUAUGAUAAGGUCAUGGAACUUUACAAUGUUCAAAGGCUUAACCGCCAAGCUGUCCCUCUUCCAACUCCACCAAGGUCUGAAGACGAGAGUUCAAAGCGUGAAUCAAUAGAAGAGAUCCCAGUGACACCUCCACUGAGCAGGGAAAGACCACCUUGUAAUUUAUACCGAGCAGGAGGUGGGGUCGGAAUGGGGUACUCAUCCUCAGAUUCGUUUGAUCAUCAGUCAAUGCAGUCCCGGCAUUACUAUGACCCGAAUGGUGUGAACUCAACCCCAAAGGUGUCCACCAUUAGUGCUGCUGCCAAGACAGAUAUCUCGUCAAUCGAUGCCGAUGCUUCCUUAAGAAGUAGCUCAUCAAGAGAAGCUGAUCGCUCUGGGGAACUAUCAUUCAGCAAUGCCAGUGAUCUGGACAGUGAAUGGGUUGAGCAGGACGAACCUGGGGUUUACAUUACCAUCAGAGCUCUCCCAGGUGGCAAAAAGGAGCUCAGAAGAGUCAGGUUCAGUCGAGAAAAGUUUGGGGAGAUGCAUGCUAGACUGUGGUGGGAAGAGAACCGUGCCAGAAUACAUGAACAAUACUUGUGAGAUUUAUCAAAGGGGUGGCUGCUGAUAUAUCACAAAAUGUGUAGGUGGUGUUUCGUAUUAAUUUGCUUAGCCUUAAUCUAUGUUUUCGCUAUAUAAACUCUCGUUAUGUAUAGGCGAUAAGAUGUCAGAACGAGUGCUACUUAUUGCACCUCUAUCUUAGGCUAUAUAUACAUCCCUAGACCCUAGCACGCUCGCGUCUCUUCUUCAUGCGAUCAGAUCUACUAGUUAUUAUCAAGGGAGUAAAUGUAGCUUCUGUUAGUCAGGGUAGCAAUCGUUUUCUUGAAGCUUAUAAGUAAUGGGUGUAAAUUAUAUAGCUGUUGAAAUUCGAUACAAAGAAUGAAUCUACUCAUUUUCCUUUUGUUUCUUAA